Portunus trituberculatus (swimming crab) is the source of this 505-nucleotide messenger RNA. It is a transcript of the gene RpLP1, whose product is annotated as 60S acidic ribosomal protein P1-like. Bases 107 to 448 code for a protein of 113 amino acids. Gene Ontology annotation, molecular function: ribonucleoprotein complex binding; protein kinase activator activity; structural constituent of ribosome. The record is from RefSeq and is a predicted model, not a curated record. Gene Ontology annotation, cellular component: cytosolic large ribosomal subunit; ribosome. Lineage: Eukaryota; Metazoa; Arthropoda; Malacostraca; Decapoda; Portunidae. The transcript has 4 exons. Gene Ontology annotation, biological process: cytoplasmic translation; translational elongation.
CCCCGCGCUCACUCUCCCAAGGACCAGCCUGCUUCUCCCCGCUUGGGUUAAAGGUGAUUGAUUAUCGCCGAGUUGCAGGGCCAUCCAUCCUUCUCGCGCCGCAGCAAUGGCCUCCAGCGAUGAACUGGCGUGUGUGUAUGCCUCCCUCAUCCUGAUGGACGACGAGGUGCCCAUCACGGCUGAGAAGAUCUCCACCAUCCUGAAGGCAGCCAACGUGUCUGUCGAGCCAUACUGGCCCGGCAUGUUCGCCAAGGCGGCGGCCGGCCUGGACCUCAAGGCCAUGGUCAGCAACGUGGGGUCCGGCGUUGGCACUGGUGGUGGUGGUGGUGGUGGUGCUGCCGCUCCUGCCGCUGCCGCUGCUGCAGCCCCAGCCGCUGAAGCCAAGAAGGAAGAGAAGGAAGAAUCAGAAGAGUCCGAUGACGACAUGGGCUUCAGUCUGUUCGGUUAGAUGGCAACACACUCCAAUCCCAGCUCUACCUGACCAAAUAAAGCUGCGAUGGUUUUU